AUGACGGAGGACGCCGGACACUUCCUGCCGCCCUCCACGUCUCCCAUCCCCGCAGCACCGGAGCCCCAGAGCCGGUGUGUGUGGAGCGAGUUCACCGGGAGGAGACGCGUCUGAUCCCCGCAGCGGCAGCGGCAUCACCGGGGGAAGCUAACGGCUAACAUACAGAUCCACGACCUCCAGCCAGCGAAGGACUCCUCUCCCGCUGCUCAUGUCGUUCCCUCAUGGCCGUGUCAUGACCUCCGUCACCUCCAGGUCUCAGCUCACCUUGGUCCUGACCCUGGCUGUGCUGCUCUGCCCUUUGACCUUAGUGAGGGUUCAGGGGGAAAGCCAGACCCAGUCUCCUGCUCAGGUGCUGCAGGACCUGCUGAGCCGCUAUGGAGACAACAGCACCAUCACGGUGCCCCAGCUCCGCGCCCUGCUCGCCGCCCUCAGCAAGGAGCAGGUCGAAGGUCACAACGAGAGCAGCAGUGUGGCUGAGACACCAACCAGCCCGCCUCCUAAAGCCAACAGAUCCAAGUGCCUGGCUGCAGACACGUUGGCCAUUUACAACAUCAGUGAGCAGAGCCGGCUGGACGGGCCGGGUCUGACCGAGCUGUGUCCCACCAUGCUGCAGCAGCUGGACGCCGGGUCCUGCAAGGUGCAGAAAGAGGAGAUGCUGCCCAUCGAGCCCCCCCCCAGGCCCACAGGAGCUGAAGUGUGGGGCUACUCUUUCCUGAGCGUGACGCUGAUCAAUGCCUUCUCCCUCACCGGAGUCCUCAGCGUGCCUCUGUUGAAGACGCGCUUUAUGAAACACGCCAUCGUCUUUUUCAUCGCUCUUGCCAUCGGCACGCUGUUCUCCACUGCCAUCCUGCAGCUGCUGCCAGAGGCGUUUGGAUUUGACCCCAUGGUGGAUUUCUACGUGUCCAAGUCUGCGGUGGUGUUCGGAGGUUUCUACCUCUUCUUCUUCGUGGAGAAGGUUCUCAGGGUUCUGCUCAAACAGAAAAACGGGAGCCGCGGCCACAGUCACUACUCCAGUGAGCGUCGCUGCUCGUCACCGGACAAGGAGCUGGAGGAGGGAGAGAAGGAGAAGCUGCAGCUGAACGGAGAGGCCGUCAGUCUGGCUGCGGGCAAGGUGGACGCCGGGGAGGGCGAGCUCAUGCUCACCCCGGCUCAGACGCCGCAGGACAUCCAGAGGCCAGAGAGCACCGGGAGAUCUGGAGUCGGCCGCGGCUGCUACUGGCUGAAGGGGACGACCUACUCUGACAUCGGCACGCUGGCCUGGAUGAUCACGCUCAGCGACGGUCUGCACAACUUCAUCGACGGCUUGGCUAUCGGAGCGUCCUUCACGUCGUCCGUGUUCCAGGGAAUCAGCACGUCCGUGGCCAUCCUGUGUGAGGAGUUCCCUCACGAGCUGGGAGACUUUGUGAUCCUGCUGAACGCCGGCAUGAGCAUUCAACAGGCUCUGUUCUUCAACUUCCUGUCGGCCUGCUGCUGCUACCUGGGCAUGGGCUUCGGCAUCCUGGCCGGCAACAGCUUCUCACCCAACUGGAUCUUCGCCCUGGCAGGAGGGAUGUUCCUCUACAUCGCUCUGGCAGACAUGUUCCCGGAGAUGAACGAGGUGAGUCGUGAGGAAGAGGACGCCGGCGGCAGCAGCUUCCUCCUCACCUUCGCCAUCCAGAACGCCGGCCUGCUCACGGGCUUCUCCAUCAUGCUGCUCCUCACCAUCUACUCUGGACAGAUGCAGAUGGCCUAGCACCAGACUCCCCCGGGCCGACGCCGGCUCGGGCCCGGGCAACAUGAACUGGGGACGUGUGCUGGUUUUGUGCCGGUGGAAACUGGCUCGGAGAGGAGGGAGGCCGAACCUUCUUUCCCUCUUUGUCUCCCUCCCUUUCUUAAGCUAUAAGGACUCUGGAGUUUGGGGAGUUUGUCUGUGCGGCAGGUACGCACACUCCUCUGUAGAACGUAUUUUCGAGAAGCUGUUCAUACAUGCAGUAUAUCCCAGGCAGGGGGGGG
This is a messenger RNA of Limanda limanda (common dab), 1992 nucleotides long. It is a transcript of the gene slc39a14, whose product is annotated as solute carrier family 39 member 14. The coding region runs from base 209 to 1732 and encodes 507 amino acids. Gene Ontology annotation, molecular function: zinc ion transmembrane transporter activity. The record is from RefSeq and is a predicted model, not a curated record. The transcript has 9 exons. Gene Ontology annotation, biological process: zinc ion import across plasma membrane; intracellular zinc ion homeostasis. Lineage: Eukaryota; Metazoa; Chordata; Actinopteri; Pleuronectiformes; Pleuronectidae. Gene Ontology annotation, cellular component: membrane.